AUGCGCCUUGCUCCUCGCGCAGUGUUCUCUGGCACGAAAACGCAGGAAGAAGCGUCUUUCUUGCCUUCCAACCAGCUUACCUUUACGCACGAGAACGGCGUAGCAGCACCAAGUCCUUAUGCCGUCAAUCGCGUUGGCGUCGAUGGGCCACUGCUCUUCACCAGCCCUCACAUCUUCGAUGAUCUGGCUCAUUUCAACCGCGAACGCAUCCCUGAGCGCGUGGUACAUGCCGUCGGCGCCGGCGCUCAUGGUACUUUUGAGGUCACCACGGACUUUGCUGAGAAGUACAGCAUGUCUCCAGCGUUCAAGAAGGGCAGCAGCCACAGCAUCACCGCUCGCUUUAGCACUGUCGGCUCUGCACGCGGCGGUCCCGAUGUGGCUCGUGAUCCUCGAGGUUUUGCCAUCAAGAUUCGGACGAAGGACAACGGUAUUCUGGACUGGGUGUUCAACAACACUCCAGUCUUUUUCAUUCGCGAUCCCCUCAAAUUCCCAGCAUUCAUUCACACUCAGAAGACCAAUCCUCAGACAAAUCAAAGAGACCCAGACAUGGUCUUCGAUUACCUUUGGCAGAACCCUGAAGCGAGCUUGCAAUUCUUGCGCUUGUUCUCUGACUUGGGGACGCCUUUUGGCUUCCGCCAUAUGCACGGCUGGUCUGGCCACACGUACAGACUGGUCCAACAAGACGGCUCUUGGGUGCACGUCAAGGUCAAGCUUGAAAGUGAUCAGGGUGUCAAGAACUUCACUGGGCCUCAAGCCAAUUACAUCGCGGGUCAAAACCAGAUGUGGGCCACACAAGAUCUGUUUGAAGCCAUCGAGCGCUCCGAGCAUCCAUCGUGGACGGUCAAAUUUGCCGUCAAGACCAUCGAAGAAGGCAGACAGUACAAAUACAAUGUCAACGAUUUGACAAAGGACUGGAUGGAUGCCCAGUGGCACGAGGUCGGCAAGAUGACGUUGACCCAGAAUGUGGAAAACUACUUUGCCGAAAUUGAACAAGUGCACUUCAGCCCCUCGAAUGCAAUCGAAGGCUGGGCGCCAUCCAACGAUCCCGUCUUGCAGUCGCGUCUGUUCAGCUACAACGACGCAGCAAGGCACCGUCUCGGUGCCAACUAUCUUCAGAUCCCCGUGAACUGUCCCUUGUCUCAGACUGCUCACUUUCAACGUGACGGCAAAAUUGCAGUGCAUGGAAAUCAGGGCAAGAGAGCCCUUUAUCCGAGCAGUACCGACCCACUGAAGUACGUGAAGUCAUACGUCUACCCUAAGGAGGAUCUCGACGAGAAGAAAGUCGUAUCUUUCGAGAGCCAGAUGCAGGAGCUCGACUACGACCAGCCCCGCGCGUUUUACCAAGAACUCGCAGAGCACGAUAAGGUCAACAUCGCAGCCAACUUUGGCGGCACCAUGGCGCAUAUGAAGAACACCAACGCUCAGAACGAGUGCAUCAAGCUCUUCGAAAAGAUCGACGCGCGCCUAGGCAAGGACGUGGCGGCCGCGAUUGCCGAGGCGAAGAAGCAGCCUCCAAUUGAUGGAGUCAAGGACCCAUCUGAGAUUGCCGUACCGGGAGGUCCGGCGCAGACGCCUGGUUCUGGUCAGAGUGGCACCUCGACGGUACCGACCAGUGAUGCUGGUGGCAAUGGCAGCCCGCCAAACACUGCUGCUCCGAAAGACGGUGACUCGCAGCCUACGACAGGCCAAGGUAGCCCGCCAGCAAAGACCAGCAAGGGUGUCGACAGCGGAGCACAAGGCAAUGCCGAACCCCAAAAGGCUGGUAGCGGUACGAACACCCCACCCAAGAAGGUGGAUGCGCCGAAGGGUGAAGUGGGCAACACUACGCCUACCACCAGCGCCACCACCGACAAGUCCAAGGGAGGCAACGGCACCAGCAACGAGAAGCCCAAUGUUGCCAGCAGCCAAGACGGUAGCACCGCUCACGAAGCCUCACCUUGA
Ceraceosorus guamensis is the source of this 1941-nucleotide messenger RNA. Its product is annotated as catalase-domain-containing protein. The transcript has 10 exons. Gene Ontology annotation, cellular component: peroxisome; cytoplasm; mitochondrion. The record is from RefSeq and is a predicted model, not a curated record. Bases 1 to 1941 code for a protein of 646 amino acids. Lineage: Eukaryota; Fungi; Basidiomycota; Exobasidiomycetes; Ceraceosorales; Ceraceosoraceae. Gene Ontology annotation, biological process: response to hydrogen peroxide; hydrogen peroxide catabolic process. Gene Ontology annotation, molecular function: catalase activity; heme binding.